AUGUGGAAGGACUCAAAUCACGAUGACGCCGGAGCCACAGCCUCCAGCGGCGCCUCCAGCGGCGGCUCCUCCACGGGCGGCUCCUCGUCUCGCAGCGCCAGUCGCAGGAAGAGGACCAGCUUCUCCAAAGAGCACGUGGAGCUCCUGCGAGUCACUUUUGAGACCGACCCAUAUCCCGGCAUCAGCCUCAGAGAGAGCUUGUCUCAGACCACGGGCCUUCCGGAGUCCCGCAUCCAGGUGUGGUUUCAGAACAGGAGAGCCCGAACGCUAAAGUGCAAAGGGGCCAAGAAAGCCCUGUGGCAGUCUGACAGUCCAAUCCAAAAUAGUCCAGCUCCAUCUCAGAGUGGCCAAGUCUCGAUGGGGCGACAGGCCCCCGCGCCAUCCUACCCUACUCGGGUGAAGGAAGAGAUGGACCAAUCGUGCUUUUAUGGACAGUGUCCUCCAAUGUACCCCGAUGUUAUUGAGGAGUAUCAACAUGACCCUAUGCACGGUCUUCAUCAGAGCACACCGCUAGGCAACGGCUCCAGCCCGCACCUGAGAAGCUACUGGUCCCAGGCCAGCACCCUAAUGGAGCCCAUGACCCCACUAUGGUCUCCAGCGGAGGGGCGCAGCUACAAUUUAAGCGCCGUCGCUUUUAUGCGCCCAGAACAAAGCAACUACUCGGCCCGUGCCGGCUCUCAAUCCGUCAGCCCCGAUACCCCUGACUCGGGUUACUGGGAUGCCAACCUUGACAAAAGCCCCUCAGGGGAGAGUCACUACUCACAGCUGGAAAACUCGUGGAGUGCUGGAGAGGGUUGCAGAGGGUCUGGAGUUCCGACAGGGAACCAGCACGCUCCCUUGCCGGAGUUGUCCCUGCAGGAGAUCCUCGGGGAGCUGAACGAGGACUGGCUGGGGGGAGAAGGAUUGGACAGGCACGGUACUCAUGAGAAAAUGACUCUGUGUUGAUCAUACUAAGUGAAUAUUUCGCAGGAAUCACAAAUCAUAUGGAAUCUUUCCUUUUUUUCUGUUGUGUGUUGCUUCCGAGGCAUGUAUAUAGAAAAAAAUCAGAUCCUUAGUGUUACACAUGGUCACAUUGCAUGUUAACACUAUUGUAUUUAUUGAUUCAGCCUCUAUUUAUGACCUAUAUUUAUGUUUUUCUGCACUUUUAUAUGAAUAAAUCAUUUAAGGUAA
Molecule: messenger RNA, 1170 nt
Organism: Syngnathus typhle (broad-nosed pipefish)
Lineage: Eukaryota; Metazoa; Chordata; Actinopteri; Syngnathiformes; Syngnathidae
Gene: mxtx1
Product: mix-type homeobox gene 1
Exons: 3
Coding region: 1-945 (314 amino acids)
Molecular function (GO): DNA binding
Source: RefSeq, a predicted model, not a curated record